UGGCGUCGCUGUCCGCCCUGGGCAGAGAAAACCACGGCUGUUGCUCAGUUUGUUUGGUGUGUGUGUGUGAGACGGCUGUUUACUCUCAGAGUUUACAGGAUUUAAGGACUGAACAGUCAACUUUAGUGUUAAUACCGACAUCUCUUCGGUUAGUAACUCACAGGACGAUGAAUGGUAAGUCAACCAACGGUUCGUUGGGGGGAAUGGCCUGCAUCGAGGGUCUGCCCCCGCUGCCGAAGAGCCUGAGCGGCUUGCUGAACUCAAGCGGCGGCUCCUGGAGAGACAUGGAGAGGAUGUACGUAAAGAAAACCAUGAUCCAGGACGACCUGAGCCGAGGCAGGAACACCGACAACAUGCUGGCCCACAAGCCGGCCAACCUCGACGCUGCUCUGGCUCUCCUCCGGAAAGAAAUGGUGGGUUUGCGUCAGCAGGACAUGUCCUUGCUGUGCCAGCUGUGGUCGCUCCACGAGUCGAUCCAGGACUACAAGGGCAGCUGCCAGGACCUGAGCGCCGCCUCCAGCCUCAGCCUGAUGGAGAACGGCUACUUCGACGAGGAUGAUGAGUAUUACACGGAGCCUGGCGCCACGCCCACCGGGGAAAAGCCGGAUGGAGAGCUCGGAGACGGGACGGCAACAAUGGCAGCGGGCAAGAAUGGCAGCAGCAUCGGCAAAGACGACAGCUGGGACUCUUUUCACAUUACCAUCUGAGGCCUCUUUCUCAGCAUCUUUCUGCAGAUGGAUGCGUAUUUCGGGGGAGGGUGGGGGGGGGGGGGGGGGGGGGAGAGACUUGAGUUAAGCUGGAGGAAAAGUUGAAGUCCAAGAAGGAACUGGUUUGUUAGAGGUAGCAGCUUGUAUAGUAGACUCGAGCUUCAGUCCAGCUCCUCCUCAGGUGAAACACGCCCCUGCUUGUGCUGCAGAAAGUCUUUUUGCUGCGUGACCAGGAGCUUCAUCAGACUGCGGAGCUGAGAGGCCGGGUGUUGCCGACACCUUCUCAAACUCAAAGUUGAGAUGGAUUAUAUUCCAAGACUCCACAUACUCAAAAUUAGGCCAUAUAUAUAUAUAUAUAUAUAUAUUUCUUUCUUCUUAUAAACGGCUCAACUGCUGCUUCUAUAUCAAGUGGUUUUGCCGGUCACCUUUUUUGGCGGAACUUUUUUUUUUUUUUUUACAUAUACAAAAUAUAUGAACAAAGUUGUAUUAUUUAUUCUAUAAUAUAAAUAACAAGAUAUUUGCUUUCCUGUUACUCUCUACGGACGUUUUGUACUGCAACUCACAGGUUGGGAAUCCCAGAAGUUGGGGCUUCAAACGUGAACGCAGUCGAUUCUGAACUCUGCAGGAGCAAAGAGACGAUCGACUGCUGAUGGAGACGGUGUGUGUGUGUGUGUGUGUACGUGUGUGUGUACGUGUGUGUGUGUACGUGUGUGUGUGAAAUCAUUUAUUUGCAUAAAUCCAGAACAAAAGUUGUCCGACCUGAAGAAUGGAGGAAAGAGGUGAAGUCCAGUGGAACCAUGAGAGUCCUGGUCCUGGUACAGGAGGAGUGAGAGAGCGACACUCUUCUGCCUCUUUCAGAUGGAGCAGACGUUUGCUCUGUCAAAUGUUCAAAAUGCUGGAGACAGUUUCAACCUGAACCCUCAAACGCUGUUAGUGCUGAGACGCAACACGGGCGACUUCCACGUGUCACUGGUGUAGGAGAUGGUUUCGAUCCGCCGCCGUCAUUCCCAUCGAUAAGAAUAUUGCUGUUAAAGUUAGUUUCUCUGAGAUCGGGAAGUCAGACGGGGAAAGUUAAGUCGCCGUAUGCAAUGUCAUCAUAACUGACUAUGAAGAUGAUGCUCACGUUGUAAUCAAUAACAGCAGCCAGGUAGCAAGUGCUUAGUAGCCAGCAUCGAGUGAAAGAUGACUUCAGACGUGUUCCACACCAGCGUUGAGACUUUUCUUCUUCAUAUACUCAAAUAAAUGUUGCAAAGAAUUGAGAAACUGAUCAACUUCUCAGUGACUUGCACGUGCUACUUGAAUGAAUCGUGAAUCACAGAGACGGAGAAGUGGAACAGAACAUAAAUGUGAUCGGCUUGUGACUGUGAACGAGUUCAAAAGGUUCAGUUUUUGUUGGACUCUGCGACCGCUCACUGUGGCCUUCAAAUGUCGCUCGCAGUGUAAACACAACGCUGAAAACAGGGUACUUUAUAAUACUAAACCGAUGUUACGUUAACAACACAUCCAGCAACACCAGGCUGAACCUUAUUCAUGACACGUCGGAGGGAUGUGAGGUCAUAUCACAGCGUUUCAACAAGCCUUCCAGGAGCCUCAUCUGACAACCGAAGAUGGGGAGCUUCCAUCGCAGUCCUGCGCACUAACAAGAUUGUAACCGCAAAUGUAUUUAAUCCAAGAGAUCCUGGUGCAUCUGCUGGUUUUGAUUGAAACUCUCCACAAAUGCAGCCUUUCUUUCUACUCUGAAGUCCUGCACCGUCUAUCUUGCAACAGACGUUUGGAUGUGCAAAUGUUUCUGCUACACACAUCAAUGGUCUUCCCUGUAAAACUCUACAGCAAAGGUUUGAGCUGAACCUGUAGCGGGCGACACAGCAGCCGCUCUGUCACUCAAACUGUGAGACGACUGUCGACACACACACACACACCUUUUGAGAGAGUGUGGACAGUGUCAGUGUUAUUGUGUCUGUGUAGCUCGUGUGAUGUCACCUGUUUGUUGGCUCUUGGAACACAAACCAAAGAAAGUACAGCACUCAAAAUGAAAUGUAUUUGGUAUAAGGUGCUGAAGUGUGUGUGUGUGUGUGUGUGUGUGUGUCACAAUUAUAUCAGUCACUACAAACCAUCAUGUCAUAGUGACCUGCAGUCAGUAGUUAUCACACAGACGUAGCAUUAAAGGAAAACAUUUUACAAAAUGCGUUAAUUUGCUUUCUUACCGAGAGAUCAAAGCGUCUCUUAUAUCUUUUUAAAUAUGAACCUACUUAGCUAAUUAACACUAUAUUUCAUUUGUUUAAUCUGUACAAAAAACUAAGAUUAAAAACAUGGUUUUGCUGUGCAGGACUAGACACAAAGCAAAUCAGCAUAUUACCCCCCAAACAAUAAUAAUCUUCAUCACUUCCGUUUUUCUUCCUCACUUUAAAUCUUGUGCUGUUGUCAUAAUGCAAUAAAUGAAAUACCCAUUUAACCUGAUCUGAAGCUCCUCACGCAACAUGACUGAUGCAGUGUAAAACAUCUGUGUACGCACUUGACCCCCAGAGGUUUUUACACAGUUAGUGCCUUUGUGAACCAUCGGGGUUCAGACUCGUGGUUUCUGUUGGACUCGUUUGACCUGCGCUGCGCUCUUAAAGCUGCUGCGUGUAGAAGUCAGCGUCUGGGUAACCCAAUGUUCAAAUCUAGAGAAUCCCAGAAGGAGCUGAUUUAAAAAGGUGUGCGAAGAUAAUUCCAGGUCCCUGCUGUCAAUGGCUCCUUUCUCAUUUCAUUGGCGAGGAAGCAGCUGUAGCAGCGAGGAGGCGUGUGUUUCCUGACGCUUCCUCCCUCUGAGUUGCUCGUGCACUUCUCUUCCUGUCUUGCUUCAUGUGUUCCAGACGUUUGCACACGUCAACACCGCGACACAAUCUAAUUUAAUCUCCUACAUGAAGCAGCUUUAAUUGAUCAGUCAGGCAUGUCACUUGAACAUCAACAGCAGGGUGCACUAACCACUAGUUCAACUAGGGGGGGGGGGGUUUACACCUUCUUUUACACGUCUUCAUUACGCAGACACGCUGCUCCUUCUGUAACUAGAUCCAGCACAAGAGAGAAACGUGCUUUAAAUUGAACACCAGCAAAUUGUGUUUCCUGCUUCCACAGCCCCCCCCCCCCCCCUCCUCCUCGUGUGAUUAUUGGAUGUGUAAUGUGGCGAUGUCAUCUCAGGGUAAACGUGGCAAAAUGUUUUUGUUGUCGGCUCCUGAUGACAAAUGUUUUUUUACCUUGGAGGGAUGUUAAAACCUUUUGAACACGAUUGUAAAUGUUCCUCCCCCACUCUCUCACCGACGGGUUCAUUUCUACGUCGAUGUGAAAGUUCUGCUGAGAGUCUCUCAAAGACGCCAUUUUGCACCAGCUUUGAACAAUCACAUGAAGAAAUCAAUCGGGAGAAGAGACGGGACGUUUUCUACUUCAAGUGGCCUCAACGGACCAGAAUGCAAUGCAACCACAAAGAUGUGUUUUGCACUAAAGCGAGGGGCAUUACUGUAAUCACUGUCACGCCUCAGUGUUCCUCUCACACCCCUGAAUUAGUGGUUGGUGCUAAGCAUUCUGGGAAAUAUGGAGACACUAAAUGAGUCAGAGGGGAGAUUUAUUCAUGACACGUGUUGUUAAAAGCCCCAAAAAAUGCACAAACGUAUUCCCGUUCAGCUCACUUGUGUUUAAUUCACGUGGAUCAGCCAAGAAAAACACGAGAGCCGUCGAGGUCUUAAGAAUAACAUCCGAUUAUUGGCCUCCACAAACUGAAUGUUCUCGUAAUUAUCCACCUUUUUCUAAUCACCGGCUGUUGAGUCUGUUUGGAUCUGACUUCAUGUUCACGCUGUGUAUCGUUCAUUAAAUCACUCGAGUGGUAAAUGUGUCAUGUUGUUACCGUCCAUCAUUACUCCAUGAAUGACCAGACUACUGUUUCUUUAGUCUCAAUAAAUAUAUAUAUAUAUAUAUACAAACAGUUAUUAUACUGAUACGAGUUUAAUAAAGUGAUUCCAUACUU
This is a messenger RNA of Cottoperca gobio, 4704 nucleotides long. RefSeq names its product family with sequence similarity 89 member A (gene fam89a). The transcript is spliced from 2 exons. The record is from RefSeq and is a predicted model, not a curated record. Lineage: Eukaryota; Metazoa; Chordata; Actinopteri; Perciformes; Bovichtidae. The coding region runs from base 168 to 707 and encodes 179 amino acids.